Molecule: messenger RNA, 2559 nt
Organism: Plasmodium inui San Antonio 1
Lineage: Eukaryota; Apicomplexa; Aconoidasida; Haemosporida; Plasmodiidae
Exons: 5
Coding region: 1-2559 (852 amino acids)
Biological process (GO): proteolysis
Molecular function (GO): cysteine-type peptidase activity
Source: RefSeq, a predicted model, not a curated record
AUGAAGUCUAGUUUCCUCUUGUUGCUCGCUUUAGGUGCCCUUUACGGCAACAAUGAAGCGAUGUGCACAACUGGACAGACGUUGUCAUCUGAAGGAUCCGGUCAUUCGUCAUCCAGUUCCAGUGUCUCUGCAACCGCAGGGGGAAAUCCAGGAUCGUCCGAAUCCGGGACACAAAAUUCUCCAGGAUCAGAUUCUCCACAAAACGGGCAAACAUCAAAUCAACAUGGGGAUGGAACCCAUAACACCAGCCCCACCCUACCCACUUCCCAGGAAAGCGUUUCUGGCAGUUCCUCAGGAAAUAGCAGUGGACAGGAUGCUGCGGCUCAACUUCAAGCCAUCCCCCAGAAAGCCCAGCUGCAGUCCGCACUUCUGAAGAACUUCAAGGGGGUGAAGGUUACGGGCCCCUGCGACACAGAGGUCGGGCUGUUCCUCAUUCCUCACAUCUACAUUUUUGUGAAUGCUGCAGCGGACACCAUAGAACUGUCCACCAAGUUCCCCAACUCGGACAACUUUCCUGUAGAAUUUAAAAAGGAAGGCGAAGAGUUGAUUAACAAGUGUGAAAAGAGCUCUGGAGAUAGCUCUAUAAAUAGCCCGCAAAAGACGUUUAAGUUUAUAGUCCACCUCGAGGACAACAUAUUGACCCUCAAGUGGAUCGUCUAUCCUACAAGUGACGGUGAAAAUAAGAAUAAAGCUGACGUGAGGAAGUACAGAUUGCCGAAACUGGAAACACCUGUAACCUCAAUCCAAGUCCAUCAAGGCAUAGUCCAUGAAGGAACCACCGUUUAUACGAGCAAGGAUUAUUCAUUAAAGAAUGACAUUCCAGAAAUGUGCCAAGCAUAUAUCAGUUCCUGUUUCUUGAGUGGAAACACAGACAUCGAAAGCUGCUACACUUGCAAUUUGCUAAUCCAUAAUGAAAACACAAAUGACAAAUGUUUCGACUACGUAUCGGCAGAUUUUAAGAAGGAAUUUCUAGACAUUAAAGUGAAGGGGCAGGACGAUGAGGAGUCCAGCGAAUACAAAGUUGCGCAGGCCAUCGAUGCCGUGCUGAAUGGGGUAUACAAAACAGACCCAAAUGGAAAGAAAGAGCUAAUCACAUCGGAAGAAUUAGACGCAAAUGUGAAGGAGCAGAUAGGUAAGUAUUGUCAUGUAUUAAAAGAAGUAGAUACCACUGGUACUCUGGAAGUGCAUCAGAUGGGAAACGAAAUAGACGUCUUCAACAAUCUCGUCAAAUUGCUACAAAAACACGGGGAGGAGAAAAAGUCAACCCUGGAAUGGAAGCUACAAAACCCAGCUCUCUGCCUCAAAAAUGUAAACGACUGGGUCGUGAACAAGAUGGGAUUAGUGUUCCCUCAUUUGCAAAAUGGUGAUAACGAUAUCUACUUUGGCGAUAGUAACGACGUGGAAGAUGAGCAGAAAUGUAAACUCUCAACUUACGAGGAAGGGGCUGACGGAAUUAUCGAUUUAUCCGUCGUGCACAAAAACGCACACGCUUCAUCCACUCCGUUCUCCAAUAACAUGUUUUGCAAUGGGCACUAUUGCGAUAGGACGAAGGACACAAACAGCUGCAUGGCGAAGAUUGAGGUAGGGGAUCAGGGUAUGUGCACCACGUCCUGGGUUUUCGCCUCGAAGGUACACCUAGAAACGAUCAAGUGCAUGAAGGGGUACGAACAUAAGGUGCUCUCUCUGUGUGGAGAUGAGACACCCGACAUCGCUGUCAACAUAAUAGGCUAUGGUAACUACAUAAACGGGGAUGGAGUGAAGAAGUCCUACUGGUUGCUACGUAACAGCUGGGGAAAGCACUGGGGAGACAAGGGCAACUUUAAGGUGGACAUGCAUGGACCGGAUCAUUGCCACCACAACUUCAUUCACACCGCUGCCGUCUUCAACCUAGACGUGUCCCCCUUCCAGUCACCCGCGAAGGAGGCCAAAUUGUAUAACUAUUAUUUGAAGAGCUCCCCCGAUUUUUACAAGAAUCUCUAUUAUAACGCAUUGGGUGAACAAAAGGGCAAAGCGCCGAGUCACGCCGUUCAGGGGCAGGACGCUACUCAGGUAACACCGGCGCCCGUAGGAGGAGGAGAUUCUGUAUCGGCAGCUCAAGGAGGACAGCAACCUCAGUCACAAGUACCACCCGUAGCGAACACAGGUCUGAAUGGAUCAUCGGAGCAAGUACCAGCACAACAACAACAAGUGGAUGUAGCAGGUCAACCGUUACCAGCGCAACAAGCAGCACCGGGAGAGGAUUCCACUACACCCGCUGCAGACUCAACAGAGGAGACGGAAUCAAGUGCAGAAGAGGAAAAUCCGAAAAUGUCCCAAAUUGUUCACGUUUUGAAACACAUUAAGCAGACCAAAAUGGUGACAAGAAUAGUCACCUACGAGGGGGACUACGAAUUCGGAGACCACACCUGUUCACGAACCGAAGCAACAACCUUGGACAAGCUGGACGAGUGCAUACGUUUUUGCAAUGAAAAUUUGUCCAUGUGCGAGAGAACGGUUUCACCAGGGUAUUGUUUAACCAAGCUGCGAAAAGCGAACGAUUGCAUUUUCUGUGCCGUGUGA